CCAUUCUACCUCCACAGCGUGCGGGAGCAUGAAGAGAGUCUGCGCGUUUCUGUUGGUUUGUUUUCAAGCGAAAUGAACUCUACUCGAAAAUUGUUUUGCGAGUGAAACCAGUGGCUGGCCAGAACAGAACUGAGCAAACUAAUAACUAAACUAACAUCUGUUUAUGAAAUAGACGAGAGAACUAUACUGAAGAAACGGAACCCCGAAGAACCUUCGCUUUAAAUAUUAUGUUUGGAGUGACGGAAAUAACCCAUCUCUGCUGGUCGAUGAGUGCUGUGUUCGGGAGCGAUGUCCGCGCGCAGCAGUGAUGGACGCUCCGUGGACAGAUCUUCAAAGAAAGGGAACUGCAAGUCUUUCACAAUAGAUAAAGUCACCGUUGCCCGAUCCCUGUGCCUGGGCUCAGGGUUCAAGGGCGAGACCAUAUGAACAUGCUUUCAAACAAGUCAUGCGAGAACAUCACUAAUAUCGACGUGAAUGGGAGUCCGGUGAUGAGUGCUGUGAUGUUCAUCGCUGGAGUGGUUGGCAACCUGAUGGCUUUGGCUAUCCUGGGAGCGCACCAGAAGGAGCGUCACACCAAGUCCUCGGUCUUCUGCAUUCUCGUGACAGGCCUGGCUUUGACAGAUCUGCUGGGAACAUGUUUACUCAGUCCACCGGUUUUCAUUUGCUAUGCCCAAAGAAAAUCCCUGGUAGGUCUCACGGGAGACAGGUGGCUGUGUGGACUCUUCGCCUUCGCCAUGACCUUCUUUGGCCUGGCCUCUAUGCUCAUACUGUGUGCCAUGGCGGUGGAGCGGUGCCUCGCCAUCAGUCACCCAUAUUUCUACUCUAAACACGUGCGACGCAGCUUCGCCAAGAUCGUCCUCAUCCUCAUCUAUCUCUUUACCUUCAUGUUCUGCUUGCUGCCAUUCUUUGGAUUCGGGCGGCACAAGCAGUACUGUCCGGGCACAUGGUGCUUCAUCAAGAUGGAGGCAGAAGGAGAGGGUGAGGAUGAGGAGAGGAGAACGCUGACCUUCUCGGUGUCCUACUCUGUGCUCAUGGCGUUGCUCAUCUCUGUUGUGUUCUUGUGCAACGGUUCGGUCAUCGUCAGCCUAUGCCGCAUGCACCGGAGCCAGCUGAUACGUCGGGGUUCGGUUCUGUCGGUUGGACGUAAGAAGAGGCUGAGCACCUUGUUCGGACAGGGAGAAGAGGAAAUGGACCACUUACUGCUGCUGGCCUGCAUGACCUUCAUCUUCGUCAUUUGCUCCUUGCCUCUGACUAUCUGUGGCUUUGUGAACGCUAUUAGUCCGGUUGGGAAUGAUCAGAAGAACCUAAUGGCUUUCCGCUUCUCUGCAUUUAACCCCAUCUUGGACCCCUGGAUCUUCAUCAUCUUCCGUAAGGCGGUCUUUCACCACAUCCGUGCACUCUUCCGCUGCUGUUUCCCCAGAGAAACAAUGAAGACCACAGCAAAAAACUCCCUGUCCUUCCCCAUGGAGUCUGGAAAUGCCAAACACAGCUCAAGCAUCCAGACUAAGAUCUACUGCAGCCUCCCCCAGUGAGGUCUUGAUGAGCGACUAUGAACUUACAAUGGUGUGCAGUGAGAUAUAACAAGACGAUGAGAUUUAGAAUCCCACUAAGAACCAAAUAUAAAAGCAUGGAUGUCAAAGGACCUGUUUCCUCUCCAUUGGCAAUGUGCAAGUAAACCACAGAAUUUGGUUCUGCAAAGAUGUGAAGGAAAAGAAUGAAACCAGUGUCAAUUUGGAGAACUGAUACAUACCAGUUUACCAAUAAUCACCAAGGAUAGAACAUCAUGAACUUUGGGAAGAUGAAGUUGACCAAAUUGCUUAGUAACAGACUAAUGAAUGGGGAAGUCCAAAUUUAUAGCAGAGACAUUGGAUACAGUAGCAAAAAUCAAUAAUGACAUGCAACCAAAAUACGGGUUGAAAACACUUUGCAUGUAUCACUUUUCAGCUUUAAAGGUUAAAAUCCUUCUAAAAUUGACACACUUUUAUGCAAACCCAAACUGCAGUGGCAAAAGUAUACGAUUUGACAAAAUAUGUGUUGAACGGUUAAAGCAAGUUGUUUAGUAGCAAACAACCAAUCAUAUUGUUUGUCUCAUUAAAUAUUCAUACAGCUUGGUGUGUCUUCAGAAUCUGAGGGAAACAGUUAAAGAAUCAUACAGUGAAAGCAAUCACAUUAACUCAUGAAGAAAUAUUUCCACAGAAGUUAAACAGCGUAUUUAUAUUUGUUAAUUUAUUUUUCAGCGAAUGAGCACAUUAGCCCACAUGUACAGUUUAAAACAAUUCAGAACCGUACUUAGAAGAAAUUAAUCAAGGGUAACAUAACAUAACCAUACCAGGUAACAUUUUUUGAGAUGUUAAAAUACUAUUUGGUAUUAACUCAUGCUAGUUAUAAUACAAAAAUAGCUUAUUGGGUGUUGUUAAGAUGUGUUUUUAGAAGAACGCCUUUUGUUGAAAAUGUAAAAACUACAUUUCUACAGUUUUUUUUUUAUAGUGGUACUUAAGAAAAGCGAAUUCAAUUUAACUGUGAUAAUAUAAUGUAAAUAAUACAAAUAAAUGACUGUUACAGCUAAUAGCUGUGCAGUACAGGAGUUUGGACCAAUAAUAUUGCACUGUAGGCGGGGCUAGCCAGCCACCAAAAUAGAAACAGAGCAAUUGGCAUGAGAAGAAAAAAAUGUAUGUGGAAGAGAUGGCUUUUAUGUUUUAUAUCUUGAUGCUUUAGCAUUUCAUGUCUGUUCAUGGUGUCAGAGGAGAGGCUUGUGUAUAAUGUUAAUAUAUUUGACCAUACAGUAUGUUUCCAAUUCAGCUAAUGUAUAUAGUUUAAACUAUACUAAUGCAAUUUCAUACCUGCUCUCGAAGCUACUAAUAUCACCUAACAUGUUUCAUUAAAAAACAUGGAUAGCUGUCUUUAAAAUACAUUUGCUUUUACCACA
Molecule: messenger RNA, 2926 nt
Organism: Carassius gibelio (silver crucian carp)
Lineage: Eukaryota; Metazoa; Chordata; Actinopteri; Cypriniformes; Cyprinidae
Product: prostacyclin receptor
Exons: 3
Coding region: 423-1532 (369 amino acids)
Biological process (GO): adenylate cyclase-activating G protein-coupled receptor signaling pathway; inflammatory response; positive regulation of cytosolic calcium ion concentration
Cellular component (GO): plasma membrane
Molecular function (GO): prostacyclin receptor activity
Source: RefSeq, a predicted model, not a curated record